GGAACAUCGCACACGAGAUUUAGACAAUAUCUCGUUUGAAAAAGGAAGAUUCGCCAAAUGUGUGGGAAACUCUGUUUUCUUCUAUUCGCGAUAUGUCUGGCAAAAAAUGCAACGUUAGGGAAUCCUACACAUUGUCAUCGAGAUCCCUAUCUUUACACCGGCACUAAGACACCGUAUUCUUAUGUUCAUAACAAUACCGGAGAAAGCAUGGCUGUUGCGAACUGCACGCCGAUGCAAAUCUGGAUGCUGUGCAGACAUGGUACGCGAUAUCCAGAUGAGCUUACGAUCGCACGGAUCUUGAAUCUCACGCAAAUUCGAGAUCGUGUAAUGGCCAACAAAAGUGAGACUCAGAACACGCGUCAAUGCAAAAGAAAGGAUCUGAAGAACUGGAAGCCUCAUUCCGAACUCGCCCCGGAAAAAGGAAAACACCUGGCAAUGCAAGGUGAAAAGGAUUUGAUGUCGCUCGCUGAGAGACUCAAGAUGAAAUUACCGAUGCUGUUCGACGAGAAUGUGAUCAAGAAAUUUAAGUUUAGAUCGACGGGCACACAACGCACCAUCACUAGCAUGAGUUUCUUCAUGAAAGGAACUUUCGGCAACAGACCCGAAAUAGAGUCACUCAACAACAUUUCAUUGCAAUUCGAAUCGAUGAAUAUGCAACAAACUGCAAUCUAUUUUUUAGAAGACGUUGCCAAUGACACUUCAAUCAUCGAGCUUGAGAUAGUGCCAACUGCUAAUGACACCUUAUUAAAGAUAUAUGACUCUUGCGAAUCCUGGAAAAAUGUAGGAGUUAACAAAGAAGUGGACGCAUUUAUUAACGGCGCAGAAAUGGUGAGAAUUUUUGCCAAUGUCAGCCGGCGUUUAGAUCUCGCAAAUAUUAGCAAAGAGGAUGCAUUUCUAUUUUACGACGCGUGUCGCUUUGAGAAAGGCUGGAAUCCGGAUGAAUCUUCUCCCUGGUGUGACGUGUUCACCAAUAACGAGAUGCAAGUCUUCGAAUACGAAGAGGAUCUCUUUUAUUAUUACCGAUCCGGUCCGGGGGAAAAAAUCAACGGUGAGCUCGGGUGCCAUCCUAUCCGGGAUAUGUUCGAUCAUUUCACAAAACUGGAGAACGUGAAGGAUGGCGAUGAACCAAGGGGAGUGUUCUACUUCACGCACUCGCAUAUGAUAGGAAUGUUCCUCACUGCAAUGGGAGUUGGCAAGGAUUCCGUGCCGCUGACGACUGCGAACUUCCGAGACAUGUAUCGUAGAAACUGGAGAUCCUCCCUGUUGAUGCCGUUCACCGCGAAUUUCGCGGCGGUCUUUCAUAGGUAACGAUCAUGCGAUACUCCUUUUAAAGUUGCUUUCUACCUAAAUGAAAAUCCUUUGAUCCUCGAAGGCUGCGAAAACGGAGUCUGCGAUUGGAUACAGCUAAAGGAGAAACUGGGUGGAAUCGCAGUCAAUUGCAGCAUGGAAGUUUGUCAAAAAAAAUCUUGAAUUAACUUGCCUUAGUCUUUUUUUUUUAAAUAAAAUAUUAGACAUAUCGCUUUGCAGCAAGACUGUGGUGCAAUUGAAAAGUUUGUAAUAUGCAACAAAAAUGGUGCGAUUGUAAUGUAAUCAGAAAUUCUCAAUUUCUGCCAAUCAAUACCAAUCAAUAUCAAUCAAACCAAUCAAUAUCAAAUCGAAUCAACCAACACAAACAAUCCCUAUCUUUCGUUCGACGUUAAAAAGAAGAUUAAAAUAAAAUUUCAUACAUUUCGAUCUUCAUACUGGCGGCACAAUAAAUAAAGCUGUUUGAUCGAUAAA
Molecule: messenger RNA, 1779 nt
Organism: Pogonomyrmex barbatus (red harvester ant)
Lineage: Eukaryota; Metazoa; Arthropoda; Insecta; Hymenoptera; Formicidae
Product: multiple inositol polyphosphate phosphatase 1-like
Source: RefSeq, a predicted model, not a curated record